ACUACCCAAAACCCCACCGAAGGAGGCUGCUAGUUAGUUAGUUUAGGUGACACCGGUACACAGUGUCCUUCGACCCCACCUGCCGUGAACUGCUCUCCCGCGGUUCUGUUAGCAACUUCCCUCGCAGUAAGGUUGGUUAGAGCGUUGGGCCGGUAACCGAAAUGUUGCUGGAUCGAAUCCCCGAGCUGACAAGGGAGGCAAAUAAACAACAUGUUCGGUGUCAGAAGUGUUUGGAGUUUGGACACUGGACAUAUGAGUGUACUGGCAAACGAAAAUACCUUCACAGGCCAUCAAGGACAACAGAAAUGAAAAAUAAACUGAAAGAAAAUCAAAAUAAACAGGUCAAUGCCACAGGACCAGGAAAGGAAAGCUCCAAUGAGAAAAAAACAAAGAAGAAAAGGUCAAAGGAUGCAAGUGGUGGUGGUAGUAGUAGCAGCAGCAGUGACUCUGACAGCUCUUCCAGUGACUCAUCGUCUGACAGUAGUGACUCCUCAAGCUCUUCGUCAGACGACAGUGACAGCAGUAGUGACAGUUCUGACAGCUCUAGCUCCUCUUCCUCUAGCAGUUCAAGCAGCUCGGCCUCUGAUUCAUCAGAAGGAAGUGAUUCAGAUCAAGGUCCUCCCAAGAAGAAAAAGAAGAAAUGAAAAAGAUUUAUAUGUAUUGUGUUCCACCAUGACAUUAACCUGAGCUCCACUCUGACCCUCUAGCUGAUCAGGAGUUGUCUUACGAAGUAUACGGUGUAAAUUGUAAUGAACAAGCAGCAGGUUUGAGUAGGUUAUUUUCUAAAUAUAAUCCGUUAGUUACUAGUUAGUUACCUGUCCAAUUGUAAUCAGUAAUGUGAUCUGAUUAGUUUUUGUUACUUUUGGAUUACUUUCCCCUUAAGAGGCAUUUAUUUUUUUUUAAAAAGGAAAAAAAAGGGAUCCAUGAAAUGCAUUUCGUGUGUCAUGGUAGUGGUCUCUGACUUGUGAACAGACUCGCUCAGGUGGAACAAACUCUAACUUGCGCAUUUUUUUCAAUGCUAAAUUGAAUGUCAUUAGUUAGGUUUCCAUCCAAUUGGUGACAGAUUUUGAUGCCAAUAUUAAAAAAGCUGCAUAAAUAAAAUCUCUGCAUUUUCUCAGCAGAAAUGUUUCCAUCAAAUUGA
Messenger RNA from Salvelinus fontinalis (brook trout), 1141 nucleotides. RefSeq names its product zinc finger CCHC domain-containing protein 10-like. NCBI's taxonomy places the organism in Eukaryota, Metazoa, Chordata, Actinopteri, Salmoniformes, Salmonidae. The coding region runs from base 162 to 644 and encodes 160 amino acids. Gene Ontology annotation, molecular function: zinc ion binding; nucleic acid binding. The record is from RefSeq and is a predicted model, not a curated record. The transcript is spliced from 4 exons.